Stomoxys calcitrans (stable fly) is the source of this 681-nucleotide messenger RNA. Its product is annotated as cuticle collagen 1-like. The record is from RefSeq and is a predicted model, not a curated record. Bases 1 to 654 code for a protein of 217 amino acids. The transcript is spliced from 3 exons. NCBI's taxonomy places the organism in Eukaryota, Metazoa, Arthropoda, Insecta, Diptera, Muscidae.
AUGCAUUUGGAUCAUAAAAUGUCCAAACAAUGCAGCCCACAAGAUGUCUUGGAAGAAGUCAAAGGGAAAAUAAAAAUCAUACAAAACAAGUUGGGCAUUAUUGAGAAGCUAGCAGCUCUUUUGGGAGUUCUCAUUUAUUCUGCCAAUGCUGGCAGCACCACUUGUGGCUGCUCUCCCGGUCAUCGGGGCAAUCCAGGCCCUCCAGGCAUUCAUGGCAUUAAAGGAGAACGUGGUGACAUAGGUGAUACAGGUCCUCCCGGCGUAGAAGGAGUCCAUGGUCCUGAGGGUCCCAGAGGUCCACUAGGCGAUAGGGGAGCACCUGGCGAAGAUGCGCCAUAUUGGUCUUAUUUGCCAGGAUAUCCAGGUCCUCCAGGACCACCAGGUCGCUGCAGAUGCCCCAACAAUAAUUGGCCAUUCAGACCCAGCAGCAGCGGCAGCAGCAGCAAUAACAACAACAACAAUUAUGAUUUUCAACAAGCUUAUCCUUAUAAGCCAGGAAGUUAUUAUGUUAGCGAUAACCGAGGACAGCUAAGUUAUUUGGAAAUACAAAUCCGCAACAAUUGCUGCAGCAGAGGACCACACCAACCAGCACAACAACAACCAGUACCACAACGACAACACCACCACCGCCGCCCUCAUCAACGGAAACCUUAGUGGAAUAUUCUCAACGGAGCCCCCCCA